This is a messenger RNA of Desarmillaria tabescens, 1026 nucleotides long. RefSeq lists its product as uncharacterized. NCBI's taxonomy places the organism in Eukaryota, Fungi, Basidiomycota, Agaricomycetes, Agaricales, Physalacriaceae. The record is from RefSeq and is a predicted model, not a curated record. The coding region runs from base 1 to 1026 and encodes 341 amino acids. The transcript is spliced from 4 exons.
AUGGCAUCCGGUGUGGAGUUUUCCCAGCAGGAGGCGACUAUGCUUGUAAUAAUGGGCUUGCUAUACCAAACUGGCAGCUUGCAUAAUGAUGAAGCCUUCAACGCCGUUACGACAGCUUUGUAUAUGACAGCACCAGACAAAGUUACCACCUCCCUGAUGGGUCUCAUAAACCUCGUACAACAGCCUGCAGCAUCUACGGAACAUGUCAUGAUUUCACUUGCGUUUCUCGAGCACACGACCAACAACUCCCUGAAAUUCUGUCGAAAUCACCUUGCGCAUCACUCCAUCCACUGGGUCUGCCGGCUGAUGGAAAGGACCACGUCGCGCAAGCCUGAUUUCGUCUCAUCCUUCGAGAAAGACAAGCGGAUACAGUGCUCGGGCCUGGAAGGAAACAUUCCUAUGGGCCCCGAAACUAUCCGAGAUGCAUGGUCUGCAUUGAAGAAGACGGUGGACAGGCGAUGGGCCAUCAGAUGUGUAAUGGUCAAUGAGGAAGUCGAUAAAUGUGAAAACCCGGACAUACGUCUCAGGAUCCUCAGCCGUCCUAAUGAAUGUCCACCUGAUGGAAUCAAUCAUUCAAAGCGGGCACUAAAGUGUUGUCAAGGGUGCCAGGCCUCUUUCUAUUGUUCUAGAGAAUGCCAGAAACAAGCCUGGGUUUCUCAUCGACCUCUCUGCCAGAAGAUUAAAUGUACGAAGCAUGAUGGGGGCCCCACAAUGAUUUCCGCUAGGGAUACUCUCUUCCUGAUCACUGUGGCGGAGAAUGACAUAUACGAACAUCUGGAAGUAGUCAAAGAUCUGCGGGAAAAGAACGAGCAUCAGCUGAAACACCCCUUGGUCAUUUCCCUCGACUACGUCUCGAUUCCCAUGGCCAUCACAAUGAACUCCGCGGCGGAGUAUAGAGAUCGCGAAAGCGCAUGGGACCGAGCAAUUCAGAAGGUCGAAACACAAGGUGGUCAACUAGUUUUCCUAAGGUACCCUCACGCUGUCAAACCUCGCGAAGGUCUGCUUCGAUUCCAAAUCGACGUUUGA